GCUAGUUGUCUGUUCACAACUCAACGCUGUUGACUUCGUUAAGUUGUAUGAGAGCUGUCAAAAUCAUAUAACUGCCAUUUAUUAGUUUGUUUAUACGCCUGUCAACGUAAAAAUGGAAAGGAUCAACAAAGUAUCAACCAAGCAACAACUAGACCGUCUUGUCGAUUUAGUUAGAAAAAAUCCCAACGUUGGUAGAAACAGACGCUUAUAUGGGUCUAGUCGUGAAGAAUUGAAGAAAACUUGGCAGCAGUUUGCCGUCGUGCUGAAUAGGUUGGGACCGCCGUCAAGAACAGGACCAGAAUGGCAAAGGGUGUGGAUACAUUAUAAAGCCAACCUAAAGCGCAAGUUGGCGCGUAAUAGAGAAAUCCAGGAGGCGAGCGAGCCCGGCAUUUUCCGCGAAAUCAGUUUCUCUGCAACCGAGGAGAAGGCGUAUGAAAUUACAAAAAAACUGGAUUUGUUCUCGCCCAGUACAACCGAAUUCGUUGAUGUGAUUGCGAAUGGUAACGAAACUCCGCCGCCAACUGCUGAGUCGCCGAUAAUUACUGAAAACGCCGAACCGCCGCCAAGCAAACGUUCGAAGACAGCCGAAGCGCAGAUGCAGUUACUCGAGGGGAUGGCUGGCAAGCAAAACGAAAUGCUGCGUACGCUCAGAAAAAUGCAAAGCACCCAACAUAAGUUGUACCAGUUAAAGUUGGAGAAAUUCAAGUUGCUGAAGAAGCGCGAAAAAGAAGCGAGUGCGCUGCGAAAUCUACGAAUAGAGCUUGCCAAAGAAAGAUUAAAGCAAAUUAAAAAGUAAAUGUAUACAUAUGUGUGUGUGUUGAAAUUAUUUAAUGGAUUGCCUCUAAGGGAUUUGACGAAAAAUGCAAGCGCGUUUUAAAAACACUUUUUUAUUGAAAAUUAUUGCAGUUAUUGUUAUAAUUUGCUUCACAUAGGAAUCUGUAUAUGUAUAUGUAGAUUAUAUUCUCAAGUAUAUUAUAUAAUAUGUAUGUAAUUAUGUAUGUAUAUUGUAUAUAAUUGGUAUGUAAUUGAAUCGAUAAGAUUAGCAUAGUAUACGUAUACUACAUAAGUAGGUAGUUAUGUAUGUAUAUAAGUAUGUAUGUAUGUACGCGUAAUAUUCAUGGCGUUUUCAUAGCUUAACUCGGUUAUUAGUCUUUCGUAUAGUCUGCUAUAUAUAUUAUUUUAGUAUUACGUAUGUAUGAGCGUUUAUUCUUACUGUUGUGUGUCUGCAGGCCGCGUGAGCAGCAAUUAAUUAAUAGUUGAACUGCUUAUGUUUGAUUUUCGGCAAGUACGCGCUUUUCUCAUGACUUGUGUCCACUUAGCGUACUUUCUUGUUGUUUUUGCAUUUACUUCUUCUUCAAAUUAAGCUUUUUUCAUACAAUUUCUUUUAAACACACACAUUUAUAAAGUAGUACAGCUAGUAAUUUUACAGUUAGGUUCCACUAAAAUGUAAAUAUUAUACACAAAUUAAUAUAUACAAAAUGUUAUUGUUAUACGUUUUUUUUUUAAGUUUUAGUUUUAACAGAUAUGAAGUUGACUUAGUAGAAAUAUGAAUUUUUAUUUUGAAAACUAUUUUUUGCUUGAAAAUACAUUAUAUGUAUUGUUUUAUAUACUAGCAAUUACAUUGUAAUUGUAUAUCAUACAUAUGUUAUGAAUUUAUAUGUACAUAUGUAUGAAAAAUGUUGGCGAUUAGUUAAUGGAUUAGUUUGAUAGCGUAGUUGUAACCGCCACUCACAUACGCACGUACUGUUUUUAUGGCGCUAUUGGUUAUAUAGUAAAUAAAAAAAACCGAAAAUAAUUAAAA
This is a messenger RNA of Bactrocera neohumeralis, 1801 nucleotides long. RefSeq lists its product as uncharacterized. The coding region runs from base 113 to 796 and encodes 227 amino acids. The record is from RefSeq and is a predicted model, not a curated record. The transcript has 3 exons. NCBI's taxonomy places the organism in Eukaryota, Metazoa, Arthropoda, Insecta, Diptera, Tephritidae.